This is a messenger RNA of Pseudopipra pipra, 722 nucleotides long. RefSeq names its product BTB/POZ domain-containing protein KCTD9-like. NCBI's taxonomy places the organism in Eukaryota, Metazoa, Chordata, Aves, Passeriformes, Pipridae. Bases 1 to 516 code for a protein of 171 amino acids. The record is from RefSeq and is a predicted model, not a curated record. The transcript is spliced from 5 exons.
AUGGGGACAGAUGACACUGCCAGUGAGGAUGGCACGGCCCAGGGGUGCUGCAUCAACUUCAAGGUGGCCAAUCUGAGCCGCUGCAACCUGGCCUGUGCCAGCCUGUACUGUGCCAACCUGGAGAGGGCUGACCUGUCAGGGUCUGUGCUGGAUGGAAGAUGUGCCAACCUGCCAGGGGUGAAGAUGCUGCGCUCCAACGCAGAGGGAGCGUCCCUGAAAGGCUGCAACUCUGAGGACCCAUCAGGCCUUAAAGCUAAUCUGGAAGGUGCCAACAUGAAAGGAGUGGCCAUGGAGGGCAGUCAGAUGACAGGAAUUAACCUCCGAGUUGCAACGCUGAGAAACACCAAACUAAAGAACUGUAGCCUCAGGGGAACAACGUUGGCAGGAACUGAUUUGGAAAAUUGUGACCUAUCAGGUUGUGACCUCCAGGAAGCCAAUUUGAGGGGCUCUGAUGUGAAAGGAGCCAUCUCUGAAGAGAUGCUGACCCCCCUGCACAUGUCCCAGAGUGUCAGAUAGGGAAGAGAAGACGUCGAAGAGGAAGGAAUCCAAACAUUUCUUGUGACUUUCUUCACCUCCUCCCCUUCCUGAGUUAGAAGGAAUGGUUAUUAGACAACUUCCAUUUGCAGUAGUGCCUUAGUAGACUCUUUCUGAUCACUUUUGGGGAGGGAAUUUUUGUUUCAGAGGUGGAAAGAGAGAAUUUCUCCCGGUGUGAAGAGAGUGAG